UUGCAACAUCAGGCAUCCGUCCGCUGGGCACCUUCUUUCUCGGUUGCAGUCGCUAACCGGUUUCUGGGUCCGGCUGGCGAUUGAGGGUGAUUAUCGCCGAUACCAUUGAUAGUGAUAAGUUUUGAUUCCUAUCUUUCUCUGUUCCGUGCCUCUAGAGGGGUGGGUGUCUGGAGGGGCAAUCAGAACCGAGCUCCCGAUCGGCCGGUGGAGAAGGCAGCAUAGCUCAGUGGGCUCCUCUCAUUGCUGUUUGUUUGUGUUACUGUUAUUACUGCUCUUGGAGAGUGCGCGGAGUGAGCUGAGAGCCCGCUGCCCUCCUCGCCCUCCGCCUUUUGCAGCCCGGGAAGCCCGGAGGACCCCCGUCUCCCCCAGCCGUCGCCGCCACCAUGCUCGACCCGUCGUCCAGCGAGGAGGAAUCCGAUGAGAUCGUGGAAGAGGAGAGUUGCAAGGAGGUGCUGGCCCCGGCUGCCUCCGGGGCACGCCUCUCGCCCAGCCGGACCAGCGAUGGCUCGGCGGGUGGCGGGGUCGGGGCCGGGGGAGGCGGCGGGGCUGGGGCAGGAGGAGGCGGCGGGAGCGGAGGGGGCAGCGGCAGUGCUGGCGCCGGGGCCGGGGGGCUGCAGCCUAGUAGCCGGGGAGGUGGCGGCGGCGGCCGGCCCUCCAGCCCCAGUCCCUCGGUGGUCAGCGAGAAGGAGAAGGAAGAACUGGAGAGAUUGCAGAAGGAGGAAGAGGAGAGGAAGAGAAAACUGCAGCUCUAUGUUUUCGUGAUGCGUUGCAUCGCCUACCCCUUCAAUGCCAAGCAGCCCACCGACAUGGCCCGCAGGCAACAGAAGAUAAGCAAACAGCAACUACAAACAGUGAAGGAUCGUUUCCAAGCGUUUCUCAAUGGAGAGACCCAGAUUGUGGCUGAUGAAGCAUUUAUGAACGCUGUCCAGAGUUACUAUGAGGUGUUUCUGAAAAGUGACCGUGUGGCCCGGAUGGUGCAGAGUGGAGGAUGCUCUGCCAAUGACUCCCGAGAAGUGUUCAAGAAGCACAUUGAGAAGAGAGUGCGCAGCCUGCCAGAGAUAGAUGGUCUCAGCAAGGAGACAGUACUAAGCUCUUGGAUGGCCAAGUUUGAUGCCAUCUACCGAGGAGAGGAGGACCCACGAAAGCAGCAGGCCAGGAUGACAGCAAGUGCUGCCUCUGAGCUGAUCCUAAGCAAAGAGCAACUCUACGAGAUGUUUCAGAACAUCCUGGGGAUCAAGAAAUUUGAACAUCAGCUCUUAUACAAUGCCUGUCAGCUGGACAAUCCAGAUGAGCAAGCGGCCCAGAUCAGACGUGAGUUGGAUGGGCGUCUCCAAAUGGCGGACCAAAUAGCCAGGGAGCGCAAGUUUCCAAAGUUUGUAUCCAAAGAAAUGGAAAACAUGUACAUUGAAGAAUUAAAGUCAUCUGUCAACCUGCUAAUGGCAAACCUGGAGAGUAUGCCAGUGUCCAAAGGAGGAGAGUUCAAGUUACAAAAGCUAAAACGGAGCCAUAACACCUCCAUCAUUGAUAUGGGAGAGGAGAAUGAAAACCAACUGUCAAAGUCUGAUGUUGUGCUGUCUUUCUCCUUGGAGGUGGUAAUCAUGGAAGUACAAGGCCUAAAAUCCUUGGCACCUAAUCGCAUAGUCUAUUGCACCAUGGAAGUGGAAGGAGGGGAAAAACUGCAGACUGAUCAGGCUGAAGCUUCCAAACCAACCUGGGGAACUCAAGGCGACUUCUCCACAACGCAUGCGCUACCCGCGGUGAAGGUGAAGCUCUUCACAGAGAGCACGGGUGUUCUGGCUUUGGAAGACAAAGAACUUGGGCGGGUUGUUCUCCGGCCCACACCCAAUAGCCCCAAACAGUCAGAGUGGCAUAAAAUGGCAGUUUCUAAAAACUGCCCUGAUCAAGAUCUGAAAAUAAAACUUGCAGUCCGAAUGGAUAAACCUCAAAAUAUGAAACAUUCUGGAUACUUAUGGGCCAUUGGUAAAAAUGUUUGGAAGAGAUGGAAGAAAAGAUUCUUUGUAUUGGUCCAGGUGAGUCAGUACACAUUUGCAAUGUGCAGUUACCGGGAGAAAAAGGCUGAACCGCAGGAGCUUCUGCAGCUUGAUGGAUAUACUGUGGAUUACACUGACCCACAGCCAGGUUUGGAGGGUGGCAGAGCCUUCUUCAAUGCAGUAAAAGAAGGUGAUACAGUGAUAUUUGCAAGUGAUGAUGAGCAGGAUCGCAUCCUGUGGGUCCAAGCUAUGUAUCGGGCCACCGGCCAAUCACACAAACCUGUGCCACCAACACAAGUUCAAAAGCUAAAUGCUAAAGGAGGAAAUGUGCCUCAACUAGAUGCUCCAAUCUCACAAUUUUAUGCAGAUAGAGCUCAAAAACAUGGCAUGGAUGAAUUUAUCUCUUCCAAUCCCUGUAACUUUGACCACGCUUCCCUCUUUGAGAUGGUGCAGCGCCUUACGUUGGACCACAGACUUAAUGAUUCCUAUUCUUGCCUGGGCUGGUUCAGUCCUGGACAGGUAUUUGUGCUAGAUGAAUAUUGUGCCCGUAACGGAGUCAGAGGAUGUCACAGACAUCUCUGUUAUCUCAGCGAUUUACUUGAACGUGCAGAAAAUGGCGCGAUGAUUGACCCCACCUUGCUUCACUACAGUUUUGCAUUUUGUGCAUCACACGUCCAUGGUAACAGUCAACAAAUGCACGAAUUACUUGGUGGGUUACAACCAAUUGCAGAAAGUGAGGGGAACAAAACUCCCUCUCCCUCUGAACUGGAGACAAAAAAGGAUUCCAAAAAGGAGUCCAAAAAAAGAAAAGAGUCUAAAACCCAGAUGAAUCCUGAACCCAAAAGGCCUGAUGGAAUAGGAACUGUAACCAUUGAAGAAAAGGAACGUUUUGAAGAAAUCAAAGAGAGACUCCGGGUGCUGCUGGAGAAUCAGAUUACACAUUUUAGGUAUUGCUUUCCAUUUGGCCGACCUGAAGGUGCUUUGAAAGCUACUCUCUCUCUUUUGGAAAGGGUCUUGAUGAAAGACAUUGUAACUCCAGUACCACAAGAAGAGGUAAAAGCAGUCAUCCGUAAAUGUUUGGAGCAGGCAGCUUUAGUCAACUAUACUCGCCUAUCAGAGUAUGCCAAAAUUGAAGGGAAAAAGAGAGAAAUGUAUGAGCAUCCUGUCUUCUGCUUGGCCUCUCAAGUGAUGGAUUUAACCAUUCAGAAUCAAAAGGAUGCAGAAAAUGUAGGCCGCUUAAUCACUCCUGCCAAAAAGCUAGAAGAUACAAUACGUCUUGCAGAACUAGUCAUUGAAGUUCUACAGCAAAAUGAAGAGCAUCAUGCAGAGGCCUUUGCAUGGUGGUCAGACUUAAUGGUGGAACAUGCCGAAACAUUCCUGUCAUUGUUUGCUGUGGAUAUGGAUGCAGCAUUGGAGGUGCAACCCCCAGACACAUGGGACAGCUUUCCACUAUUUCAGCUCCUAAACGAUUUCCUUCGCAGUGACUAUAACUUAUGCAAUGGAAAAUUUCACAAACAUCUUCAAGACCUGUUUGCUCCACUUGUUGUUAGAUAUGUCGAUCUGAUGGAGUCCUCAAUUGCACAGUCAAUUCACAGGGGCUUUGAGCGGGAGUCAUGGGAGCCAGUAAAGAGUUUAACAAGUAAUCUGCCCAAUGUGAAUCUACCAAAUGUGAACCUCCCUAAAGUACCAAACCUACCAGUUAACAUCCCUCUAGGCAUCCCACAAAUGCCUACUUUUUCUGCACCGUCAUGGAUGGCUGCUAUAUAUGAUUCUGAUAAUGGAUCAGGAAGUUCGGAAGAUCUCUUCUGGAAACUCGAUGCCCUACAAACUUUCAUUAGGGAUUUGCAUUGGCCUGAAGAAGAGUUUGGAAAGCACCUGGAACAACGCCUGAAACUAAUGGCAAGUGAUAUGAUUGAAUCUUGUGUUAAAAGAACCAGGAUUGCAUUUGAAAUAAAGCUGCAAAAAACCAGUCGAUCAACAGAUUUCCGAGUCCCACAGUCAAUAUGCACCAUGUUUAAUGUUAUGGUUGAUGCCAAAGCUCAAUCAACAAAACUUUGCAGUAUGGAAAUGGGCCAAGAGCAUCAGUAUCAUUCAAAAAUUGAUGAACUAAUUGAAGAAACUGUUAAAGAAAUGAUAACACUCUUGGUGGCAAAGUUUGUCACGAUCCUGGAAGGAGUACUGGCAAAAUUAUCCAGAUAUGAUGAAGGAACUUUGUUUUCUUCUUUUCUAUCAUUUACUGUGAAGGCAGCCUCUAAAUAUGUUGAUGUACCUAAGCCCGGGAUGGAUGUUGCUGAUGCCUAUGUGACUUUUGUUCGCCACUCUCAGGAUGUCCUGCGUGAAAAGGUCAAUGAGGAGAUGUAUAUAGAAAGAUUAUUUGAUCAAUGGUACAACAGCUCCAUGAACGUGGUAUGCACCUGGUUGACAGACCGAAUGGAUUUGCAACUUCACAUUUAUCAACUGAAAACUCUUAUUAGGAUGGUAAAGAAAACCUAUAGGGAUUUCCGAUUGCAAGGAGUACUGGACUCUACCUUAAACAGUAAAACCUACGAAACAAUCCGAAACCGACUUACUGUAGAAGAAGCAACGGCUUCCGUGAGUGAAGGUGGAGGUCUCCAAGGCAUCACAAUGAAAGACAGUGAUGAAGAAGAUGAAGAAGAUGACUAGAUUAUUGAUCCUAGAAUUUCCACUUGGAUGUAGCCCUGUAACCAAUGCAUGUCCCUAGUCUAUUAUUCCAUUAGCCACAUUAGAGAAUUUUCUGUCAACUCCAAAUGCCCAUGAGAAGUUUACCAAUAAGAUUGCCAUUUUAGCUAUGUGGUAACAAGAUUAGCACCUACCUUUUAUUCACUGGUUUCCUAAUUUCAUAUCUGUAUGUCCACAAGCAAUAUGGAGCACCAUUGUUUAAAUACUGUUUAUCGAGAAUUCAUGGUAGAUGUAUCCCUGUUAUAAGCAAAGUUAAAUGAUGCUUCAUUAAUGUACUGUAUACAUUGAUGGUAAAUUGUUGUGAAGAUGAGUGCAUCAAAGUACUUUCAUUUCCUUGUUUCUCUUAUGUGAAUGCCAACUGCUUAAAAGAAAAAAACAAACAGAAAAAGCAAUUAGCUUUGUUUUUAAAAGAAAAGUGAGGGUACUACAACUGAGUUCUUGUUCUUUCCAGGCCCUGAAAAAUUGAAGCUUGGUCACCCUGGGUUGUCAAUCAUAUACUUUUGAUCAUACAGUUGACUUCAUAGGGUCUCAUACCAACAAAUUAAUCAUUCUAUUGCCACAAUAGGAUACUACGUCAUGACAAAGCAGGCAAACACAUAAAUUCAGAGCAAUUGUUUUUCUUGACAUUCACCUGUUUAAGUGUUGCAUUUUGCUUUAGGGCUUAAUACCUGCAUAUGUACAAAAUAGUAAAUUGAUAAUUAUUAGACUAUAAAAUGUGUUUAUAAUAUGAGUAUUUAUUUCAGUAGAUUGUAACCAUAAUUUAAAUUACUUUGUUUCCCAAUGAUUUUUAUAUAUGUCAUGUACAUUGCAUUUUGACCAGUAACUGCAUGCCCCUGGAUUCUCCUCCGAAGCUUUUACUUUCUGUGUAAAGUAGUGGAUCCAUCUUGCUUUUGCCUUAUAUAAGCCUACAGUUGUAAAAGUGUGCAAGACUGUGGCUUCUCAAUAAACAACUAUCCAUAUGUCCUAAGAAUAAA
Messenger RNA from Ornithorhynchus anatinus (platypus), 5665 nucleotides. It is a transcript of the gene CADPS, whose product is annotated as calcium dependent secretion activator. The record is from RefSeq and is a predicted model, not a curated record. Gene Ontology annotation, biological process: positive regulation of exocytosis; synaptic vesicle exocytosis; dense core granule exocytosis. The transcript is spliced from 31 exons. The coding region runs from base 384 to 4655 and encodes 1423 amino acids. Gene Ontology annotation, cellular component: glutamatergic synapse. Lineage: Eukaryota; Metazoa; Chordata; Mammalia; Monotremata; Ornithorhynchidae.